AAGAAGAAGAAGAAGAAGAAGAAGAGAUUAUGAAUGCUGAGACGCUCACUGAAGAGGCACUCAGAGGAACAAUUGUCGUACUAUUAAAGUCUGUAAGUGCAUUUGCGCGUCUUGUUUACCUUCUCGAUAUCUCUUGAUGUCUGAAGACGCUGAACGCCAACUUCCUGAAAACCUUACCCUGAAGUGAUGUCUCUCUCUCUCUCUCUCUCUCUCUCUCUCUCUCUCUCUCUCUCUCUCUCUCUCUCUCUCUCUCUCUGAAUGACGUCUCGCUCGGUGAAAAAAAAAGGGGGCUGAAAAACUCGUUGCACAGUGAAUCCCUCGCUGUGACUCAUUCAUUUUGUAUAAAUGCGACCGGUUGCGGAGACGGGAGAAAAAAGGAGCCGGGGCUUUAAUUAGCUGGAUUUCCUCUCAGUCUUCCCUGCAUUAUUAUUUAUUUUUUCUCUUCCAAGCUCGGUCGUUCUCUCUCUCUCUUUCUUUGUUUCUUUCUUUCUCUCUCUCUCUUUCUCUCUCUCUCUCUUUCGUGUGUGUGGAGAUGAUGUGCACCCCUGGGACACAGACCAGCACAGCCGACCGAGCCGUCGCUGCGCUCCCGCGGAGUUGGUUCGAGCAAGAAGAAGAGGAAGAAGGAGAAGAAAUGUCACCCACUUCUGCCGGUCCUAACAUCUAAGUAUUGAUUGAUUCCCGUGGCGAUUCCUCACUAAUCUCAGUGUAUGAUAUCUAUUGAUUUUAACGUGAAGAUAUGUCAGCUCCCAGCAGCGGAUUCACUGUUUUUUGUUUCGCUCCGCGCUUUGGAUUCGGCGUAAAUGGACAAAAUUAGGCCACUUCAUCCUCGCGGUGGAUGCUGAUCUUUUCUCUCGCAGAUAUUUAUAUAUAUGUAUGUUUCCCCCCCCCCCUGACUUAUUGGAUGUAGCCUCCCGUUUUCCAGGGGGAGCCGAGUUAACCGCCAUUCAACAAGCUGCACCGCUUCACUCCCCGGCAGCAGAGCGAUGGGCGCAGUUCGCCUGAGCCAUCCACCGCGUCUUGGUUCUCCGCCCGAGCUUGUUGAAUCUCCUCCCUGGUGACAAGAAAUGGGUUCGUUUUAACACAUCAACAAACAAAACUUCUCCACCCUCUCUGGCGCUAUAUUUGGCGGAUUACAGACACCCCCCCUCCCCCCCCCUCCCUCCCUUCCCAUCCUUCGCCCUUAAAAGUUGAUCAUGGCUCGUCCCGGUCCGAGCGUGAGGCUGAGCUCUCUAUGGAGGCUGGUUUGGCUCAUGAGGACUGUGGUGGAUUUGGCGCUGCCACAGGAGACUUACGCGCCGCACUCGAUACGGACUGAGGGGCUGCUGACCCUCGGCGGACUCUUCCCGGUGCACGCCAGAGGGGCCGACGGCACGGCGUGCGGGGACCUGAAGAAGGAGAACGGCAUCCAGCGGCUCGAGGCCAUGAUGUACGCGUUGGAUCAGAUCAACCAGGACGAGACGCUCCUGCCCAACAUCACCUUGGGCGCCCGGGUGCUGGACACUUGCUCGAGGGAUACCUACGCGCUGGAGCAGUCUUUAACUUUCGUCCAAGCCCUGAUCACGAAGGACACCUCCGACGUGAGGUGCACGAACGGGGAGCCGCCGGUGUUCGUCAAGCCCGAAAAAGUGGUGGGAGUCAUCGGCGCCUCGGCGAGUUCAGUAUCGAUCAUGGUUGCCAACAUCCUACGCCUCUUUCAGAUCCCGCAGAUCAGCUACGCGUCCACAGCCCCGGAGUUGAGUGACGACAGGCGCUACGACUUUUUCUCCCGGGUGGUUCCUCCAGACUCGUUCCAGGCCCAGGCCAUGGUGGACAUUAUCCGAGCCCUGGGCUGGUCUUAUGUCUCCACCAUUGCCUCGGAGGGCAGUUAUGGAGAAAAGGGAGUGGAGGCCUUCACACAGCUCUCCAAAGAAGCAGGUGGAAUCUGCAUCGCCCAGUCUUUGAAGAUUCCCCACAACCCCAAACUGGAGGAUUAUGACAAAGCCAUCCAACAGCUGUUGGAAACGCAGCACUCGCGGGCAGUCAUCAUCUUCGCCAGUGAGGAAGACAUACGGGGAGUUCUCAAUGCCACCAAGAGGGCCAAUCAGGUGGGCCAUUUCCUGUGGAUUGGAUCUGACAGCUGGGGGGCCAAGAGCAGCCCCAUCCACCAGCUCGAAGAGGUAGCGGUGGGAGCGGUAACCAUACUGCCCAAACGCUCCUCCAUUGAAGGGUUUGAUGAAUACUUUACUGCGCUCACCCUGGAGAACAAUCGCAGGAACGUGUGGUUUGCAGAGUUCUGGGAGGAAAACUUUGACUGCAGGCUCCUCAGUGCCUCGAAGAGAGAGGACACCAGCCGUAAAUGCACAGGCCAGGAGCGCAUUGGGAUCGACUCCAAGUACGAGCAGGAAGGGAAGGUGCAGUUUGUGAUUGACGCCGUGUACGCCAUGGCCCACGCUCUCCACAACAUGCAGAGGGACUUGUGUCCCGAUCAUCCUGGCGUUUGUCCACAAAUGGAGACUGCCGAAGGGAAGACGCUGCUCAAGUACAUACGAAACACCAGCUUCAACGGCAGUGCCGGCACCUCUGUUGUGUUUAACAAGAAUGGCGAUGCUCCAGGACGCUAUGACCUGUUCCAGUUCCAGAUGACCAACUCCUCCACCCCAGAGUACAAGGUGGUAGGACAGUGGGUGGAGACCCUUCAGCUCAGGCUGGAGGAGCUUCAGUGGCCAGAUGGGGAGCAGGAGGUGCCUAUCUCUGUGUGCAGCCUGCCCUGCAAAACAGGAGAGAGGAAGAAGAGGGUAAAGGGCAUGCCGUGCUGCUGGCACUGCGAGCUGUGUGAUGGCUACCAAUACCAGUACGACGAGACCUCCUGUAGACUGUGCGCCUACAACAUGAGGCCCAACCCCAACAGGACCGCCUGCCAGCCCAUCCCCAUAGUCAAGCUGGAGUGGCACUCGCCGUGGGCAAUUAUCCCCGUCUUCUUGGCAAUGCUUGGCAUCAUCGCCACCAUCUUUGUAAUGGCGACCUUCGUACGCUACAACGACACGCCCAUCGUGCGGGCGUCCGGCCGAGAGCUGAGCUACGUGCUGCUAACUGGCAUCUUCCUGUGUUACAUCAUCACCUUCCUCAUGAUCGCCAAGCCUGACGUAGCCGUGUGUGCCUUCAGGAGGAUCUUCCUGGGCCUGGGCAUGUGCAUCAGCUACGCUGCACUGCUGACCAAGACCAACCGCAUCUAUAGGAUCUUCGAGCAGGGCAAGCAGACGGUCACGGCCCCGCGCUUCAUCAGCCCCACCUCCCAGAUCGCCAUCACUUCCAGUCUGAUCUGCGUGCAGCUGCUGGGCGUGCUGGUGUGGUUCGCAGUGGACCCUCCAAACACCAUUGUCGACUACGAUGAGCAGAAAACGAUCAACCCCAUGCUGGCCCGAGGCGUGCUGAAGUGUGACAUCACAGACCUGCAGAUAAUCUGCUCACUGGGCUACAGCAUCCUGUUGAUGGUGACCUGCACCAUCUACGCCAUCAAGACUCGGGAUGUACCAGAAGACUUCAAUGAAGCCAAGCCCAUUGGCUUCACUAUGUACACCACUUGCAUAGUCUGGCUGGCCUUCAUCCCGAUCUUCUUUGGCACAGCCCAGUCGGCAGAGAAGCUGUACAUUCAGACAACGACCCUGACCAUCUCCAUGAACCUCAGUGCCUCAGUAGCACUGGGCAUGCUCUACAUGCCCAAGGUGUACAUCAUUAUCUUCCACCCUGAGCUCAACGUACAGAAGAGGAAGCGUAGCUUCAAGGCUGUUGUCACAGCUGCCACAAUGUCAUCGCGUCUGUCCCAGAAGCCCAGUGAGAGGCCCAACGGAGAGGCCAAGACUGAGCUGUGCGAGAACCCCGCUGCUGACCCCAUGAGUCAGGCAACCAAGAAAACAUACGUGAGUUACAACAACCUCAGGAUCUGAUCUGCUUGAAAAUGAGCGGUGUUUGUCCUUUAUCUGUGAUUGAAAUGGGAAGCUCGAGUGGCACAGAGAGAGAGAGACAGGCGAGCGAGCACAGGCAUCCCAGCACCACCUGCAGUACCUAUGCACUCCAGGACUGUGGAUUGCAUCCGACCUUCAUCCAGACAUGAUACAUGAGUCCUGACAGAGACUAGCACAGCUGUAGGCCAGUGUGGCUGGGUCGGCCUCACAGACCGAACUGUAGGUUUUCCAAACUUGUGUUGUGGCCCCUCCUUUCUCUCCAAACAGAGAACAACUUGCCUGCUAAAAAGGGGUCACUGUGAACGAGGACGACCGCAAACAAACAAAAAAAAUGAUUAAAAAAAAAAAAAGGGACGGUGGAUCUGCUUUCAAGAUAUUUUCUUUUGAAAUGUCAUUAAAGCCAUAUUCUCUUGGGGUUCCCAUUAUCUGAUUUUCUGUUUUGUAUUGUUUUUAAGUGAUUUUUUUUCUUCUGUGCCUCUUUUUCUCUUGCAGUUGAUUUAAUUACCUUGAACAGCAAGCUCUGCCACACACAGUAUUUUCGUUUUACCGACUCGAAUCAGUCCCAGAUGAUUACUAUGUUAGAGUGAUGGGCAUUGUAAGUAUAUUUUUUUUGUAAAUAUUUGAGAGUAUUUUCAUGUUUGGAGUACAAAAAAAUAAAUAAAUAGAUAUCCAGUCUUUGUUGAUUUGGGGUUUGGAUGGUAAUGAAAAGCACCACAAAGUGUUCACUUUGCAUGUGCCAAUGUAUGUCUGUUCUAUUUGAUGUAAACAAACGAACAAAAAAAAAAAAGAGAAAUAAAUUCUGAAAAAUGAUAAUGAGCUUCAGCAUCCUUCUGCAGUUUGUUUUUUCUUUACCAGAACUGAACUUCAUUGAAUGACAGAAUAUGGCUUUAAUCUGUUGUUGACUUGACCCCCACCCGCUGUUCCCGCAAGCAUGUUUGUUUUAUAUAGUUUUCGUAUUGGGUCUAUAUUGCCUACUUAUGGUGUGGGAAGCAUUAAUAUCAGAGCAAAUCAUGCAAGUAUGUUGUGAUGUCUGUCAAAUUAUGAACAUGUAAUAAAAACCAUUUUGUUAUCUUUUCUACAAUUAAACCAGGCAGCAGAUCAUCAGUUCUU
Molecule: messenger RNA, 5054 nt
Organism: Acanthopagrus latus (yellowfin seabream)
Lineage: Eukaryota; Metazoa; Chordata; Actinopteri; Spariformes; Sparidae
Product: metabotropic glutamate receptor 7-like
Exons: 10
Coding region: 1197-3926 (909 amino acids)
Biological process (GO): G protein-coupled glutamate receptor signaling pathway; regulation of synaptic transmission, glutamatergic
Cellular component (GO): membrane
Molecular function (GO): group III metabotropic glutamate receptor activity
Source: RefSeq, a predicted model, not a curated record